AUGGGAGUCAGAGGAUUAAAGUCUUACAUAGAGGGAAAUAGUCUGUUUUUAAAAGACUGCUAUUUUAAAGGUAGCAAGAUAAUUAUAGAUGGUUGUAAUCUGUUUAAUAGUCUUUACCACAAAUCAAAAUUGGAUCUGAAGCAUGGUGGAGAUUAUUACGCUUUUGAGAUUUUGAUCAAGGACUUUUUUAAGGCUUUGAAGAACUGCAACAUAAAGCCCUAUGUUAUCCUUGAUGGAGGAUGUGACCACACUGGCAAAAAACUGGAAACCCUCAAGAAACAUGCCCGAAACCGUAUUCAAAUUGGCAAAGAUUUAUCUUUAGGGGGGCAGAUACCUGCCAGUAGAGCUAUUAAGCCAGUACUCUUGAAAAUUGUUUUCAAACAGAUCCUCAUUCAUCUGAAGAUACCAUUUGUUCACUGCAUGGAAGAGGCUGACUGGGAAAUCGCUGCUUUGGCAAAUCAGUGGAAUUGUCCAGUUCUGUCUGAUGACAGUGACUUCUUUAUCUUUGACCUGAAAGCAGGAGUUUUACCCAUUAAACAUUUCAAGUGGAAAAAAGGUCUCCAGAAAUCCAUCCCAACCAAAAUAUUUUUUGUCUCAGAUUUCUGUGAGUGUUUCAACAACAUGAACAAGCAGCUUCUCGUUACUUCUCUCCCUCUCUUUGCUGCCUUAGCAGGGAAUGACUAUGUAAACAAAGUCACUGUGAGAGGAUCUUUCAGCUGGGAGCAAUUCUCCAGCUGCAGUGGAUACCAUGCUCGUCUCGAUGGUAUCCUCCAUUGGUUGUCUGGCUUCCCAAAUACAAAGAAAGCUAUUGGUGCUGUGCUUGGUUUGCUCGGAGAUCAGAAGGACAGAGAUCCAGUCCAGAAGGUUCUCACAGCGUGCCAGAAUGAAUAUAAACUGACAAACGGCAACCUUGCCCAGUUCUUCUUGAAUGGGGUCGCCCCCAGCAGGCUGCCAGUGGAACUGCAGGUUCUCCCUGGUUGGAUCCGCAUGCCAUUGUAUGAGGGGAAAAUGAGCCUAAUUGUCAUUGAAGCCCUGGUUUUGCAAAGAGCUCACUUAAGCUCUCAAGUUGAGAAUUUUGACCUCCCCAGCAGCAAUGCGAUCUCAAGGCCUAUUCGCCAGGUGCUUUAUGGCCUGCUGUUGUCUGGACAGAAGCAGAGGGAUGAUAGGAAGCCCAGCGUGGCCCGUGUGGACCCAGGAGAGUGCUAUGUGGAAGAACAUGACAGGGAGGGCUUGAGUCUGAGCACUUUCUGGGUAAAGGCUGCCUGUCCUGCUAGUCGGAAGAAUCUACAUCUGGAAACACUGAACAAAGUAUAGUAUACAAUCAUAAUUCACUUUGCAUUUGAGUGUUUCAUUGGGUUGAUGAAUCCCAGGUAAAAAAAAGCUCUGAUUUCUGUCUUGGUGUUCCAGGAACCACUAAAUCUACGACUGCAAGUUCUCUGUGACACACUCGGUGUGCCCAAUACCAUUUCAACAUCCAUUGCAGCCAAAUUCCAGCUACCUGUCUACGUCACAUGCUAUUGGCUGAGUAAAGCCGACCCACAGCCACAUAUAGAGCACCUGUGGUCUCUGCUGCUGGGAUUUGUGUUUGGGGAGCUGAGUGGCCGAUACAAGGGCCAGGAAGGUGAUGCUUAAUCCUUAAUACAUUACUUACCUGCUAGUGUG
Messenger RNA from Clupea harengus (Atlantic herring), 1662 nucleotides. Its product is annotated as protein asteroid homolog 1-like. Bases 1 to 1314 code for a protein of 437 amino acids. The record is from RefSeq and is a predicted model, not a curated record. The transcript is spliced from 2 exons. Lineage: Eukaryota; Metazoa; Chordata; Actinopteri; Clupeiformes; Clupeidae.